UCACUCGUCAUGUGAUGCUCGCGCAGGGUUGAGAAGGGGUGACAGUGACAGUUGCUGCGGUUGGUCCUUUGUGCACUCGUGUGACUCCCUUUGAGUGAAGCGCCCUGAGCCGUGAUGGCGAGCGCCUAGGGGAAGGCGCAGACGAGCCCAGGGCCGCCUUCCCUCGCUGCGCUGGCCUCCCGGUCCCGGAGCGCGCCCGCGCCGUUGCUAGGCAGCCGCCUAUGGGCGCAGAGGGCGGGGCAGGCUUACGAGGAAGGGUCCGGUUGCUUGUGCACGGGAGAGGUUGUGACGCUGGGGCGUAAUAAUGCCAGGCAGAGGGCCAUGGAGCAGUACUGCAUCUUGGGCCGCAUAGGGGAGGGCGCUCAUGGCAUCGUCUUCAAGGCCAAGCACGUGGAGACUGGAGAGAUCGUGGCCCUCAAGAAGGUGGCCCUACGGCGGCUGGAGGAUGGCAUCCCCAACCAGGCCCUGCGGGAGAUCAAGGCCCUGCAGGAGAUUGAGGACAGUCAGUAUGUUGUGCAAUUGAAGGCUGUGUUCCCGCACAGUGCAGGCUUUGUGCUGGCCUUUGAGUACAUGCUGUCAGAUCUGGCUGAGGUGCUGCGCCACGCCCAGAGGCCACUGGCCCAGGCACAGGUCAAGAGCUAUUUGCAGAUGCUGCUCAAAGACGUCGCCUUCUGCCAUGCCAACAACAUUGUGCAUCGGGACCUGAAACCAGCCAACUUGCUAAUCAGCGCCUCGGGCCAGCUCAAGAUAGCGGACUUUGGCCUGGCCCGGGUCUUUUCCUCAGAUGGCAGCUGCCUCUACACGCACCAGGUGGCCACCAGGUGGUACCGAGCCCCUGAGCUCCUGUCUGGUGCCCGCCAGUACAAUCAGGGUGUUGACCUGUGGGCCGUGGGAUGCAUCCUGGGGGAGCUGUUGAACGGGUCCCCCCUUUUCCCAGGGGAGAAUGACAUCGAACAGCUUUGCUGUGUGCUUCGCAUCUUGGGCACCCCCAGCCCUCAAGUCUGGCCGGAGAUCACAGAGCUGCCUGACUACAACAAGAUCUCCUUCAAGGAGCAGGCACCCGUGCCCUUGGAGGAGGUGCUGCCCGAUGCCUCUCCCCAGGCCUUGGACCUGCUGGGGCGGUUCCUCCUCUACCCUCCACUCCAGCGCAUUGCAGCCUCCCAGGCCCUCCUGCACCAGUACUUCUUCACAGCUCCCCUGCCGGCCCACCCCUCGGAGCUGCCGAUUCCCCACCCCAGGGGACCUACCCCCAAGGUCCACCCAGCCCCCCACGUCCAUGACUUCCACGUGGACCAGCCUCUGGAGGAGUCGCUGUUGAACCCGGAGCUGAUUCGGCCCUUCAUCCUGGAGGGCUGA
Messenger RNA from Sus scrofa (pig), 1356 nucleotides. NCBI's taxonomy places the organism in Eukaryota, Metazoa, Chordata, Mammalia, Artiodactyla, Suidae. The record is from RefSeq and is a predicted model, not a curated record.